GGCGAUGCGGAGAAUCGGGCGCGCGGCGCCGCCCAUGAAGACGCACACGGACUGCAUGACGUCGCGGCACAUGGUGCGCCUGCCCGGCUUCAUCGACGUGCACGUGCACGUGCGCGAGCCGGGCGCCACGCACAAGGAGGACUUCGCGUCGGGCACGGCGGCCGCGCUCGCCGGCGGCGUCACUAUGAUCAUGGCCAUGCCAAACACCAACCCUGCCAUCACCGACCACCACUCGUUCACGCUCGUCAAGGAGUUAGCAAGUGCAGGAGCUCGUUGUGACUAUGGAUUAUUCAUUGGUGCUUCAUCGGACAACUAUAGCCUCAUACCAGAGCUCGCUCCAUCAGCAGCUGGACUGAAGAUGUACCUGAAUGAGACUUACACAACCCUAACUUUGAAAGACCUCAGUGUUUGGAUUAAGCAUUUUGACAGUUGGCCAAAAACAUCUCCUUUGUGUGUGCAUGCUGAGAGUCAGACAACUGCUGCAGUACUACUAUUGGCCACACUCCACAGCAGACCUAUUCAUAUCUGCCACGUUGCUCGGAAGGAAGAGAUCGAGAUUAUAAGAGCUGCUAAAGAGAAGGGUCUGCCAGUUACAUGUGAAGUUUGUCCACAUCACCUGUUCCUGACACAGAAAGAUGCUGAAAGAUUAGGAGCUGGGAAAGGAAGUGUAAGACCAGUUCUUGGUACUGAAGAAGAUCAACAGGCACUGUGGGAUAACAUAGACAUUAUUGAUGUUUUUGCUACAGACCAUGCACCUCAUACUGUAGAGGAGAAGAUGUCAGAAAAGCCACCACCAGGAUUUCCUGGGUUGGAGACCAUCCUUCCUCUUCUACUGACAGCUGUUCAUGAGGAGAAAUUAACACUGGAGGACCUUAUUGACAAAUUUCAUCGGAACCCACGCCGCAUCUUCAAUCUUCCUGAACAGCCAAAUACUUAUGUAGAAGUGGACAUGACAGAUGAAUGGAUCGUGCCUGAGGCAAUGGCAUACACAAAGUCUAAAUGGACACCAUUUGUUGGAAUGAAAAUGAGAGGCUCUGUGCACAGGGUGGUACUUCGGGGUGAAGUUGCCUAUGUGGAUGGCCAGGUACUAGUCCCACCUGGCUAUGGGCAAGAUGUGAGAGAGUGGCAGACAAAGAAACAUCCCGUUCCCACAAUCCUUGAGCUCAGCAGGCCUCCAUCUAGUUUGGAUGACUAUAUUACCUCAGCUGAAAAUUGUGUGCGUUUUGCACCAGAGACAUUCAAACUAGCUGAUUUUUCUGAUGGUGAGAACAAGCUAGCAUUUGAAAAAUAUUCUAAGUUGAUAUCAGACAUGGCUUCAUCAAAACAACAGACUGGUUUUCCUGCUGCCCACGAUGGACUUGCUCCAAUUGCAGCACCACAGCGAAGCAUUUCUCCAUUGCCCUUGUUGCGAUACAAGAGUGACAGCAUUCCCAAUCUCCCCAGUGUGGUUCCUGCACAGUCUUCAUCAUUCAGCCAUGGGCUCACUGGUCAACAUGUUCUUUCUGUCAGUAUGUUCACUAAGGACCAGCUGAAUGAAAUAUUCAAUCUUGCACAAACACUAAGAGUGUUCGUGCAAAAGGAGAGGCAGUUGGAUCACGUAUUACGGGGGAAAGUAAUGGCUUCCGUUUUCUAUGAAGUGAGUACACGAACUAGUUGCAGCUUUUCAGCUGCAAUGCAGAGGCUUGGUGGAAGAGUAAUCUAUAUGGACGAGAGUUCUUCAUCUGUUAAAAAGGGUGAAACACUGGAGGAUUCGGUUCAGGUGAUGGCUGGAUAUGCAGAUGUUGUUAUCUUGAGGCAUCCAGAACCAGGAGCCGUUUCUCGUGCAGCUCAGCAUUGCCGUAAGCCCCUGCUGAAUGCCGGUGAUGGUACUGGUGAACACCCUACCCAGGCACUGCUGGAUGUGUUCACAAUUCGAGAAGAGAUAGGCACUGUGAAUGGCCUGACAAUAACAAUGGUGGGAGAUCUUAGGCAUGGAAGGACAGUGCAUUCUCUUGCCAGGUUGCUUACAUUAUACAACGUGCAGCUGAGGUAUGUGAAUCCACCAAAUCUUGGAAUGCCGUUAAAUGUUGUUCAGUUUGUUGCAUCAAAAGGCAUACCACAGGAAGAAUUUAGUACGCUGGAGGAAGCUCUUCCAGAAACGGAUGUCCUGUACAUGACCCGCAUUCAGAGAGAGAGAUUUCCAUCCCAAGAAGCAUAUGAGAAGGCUUGUGGACAUUUUGUAGUUACUCCUGAAUUGAUGACACUGGCCAAACGCAAAAUGGUUGUUCUGCAUCCUCUUCCACGUGUGUUCGAGAUCAGCCCAGAGCUUGACAUUGAUCCGAGAGCAGCUUAUUUCCGCCAAGCAGAAUGUGGAAUGUAUGUUCGUAUGGCACUGCUUGCAAUGGUUCUUGGGCGAUGUUGAUAGAAACUUUUUCAGAUGCAUUGUGAGGAACCUUUCAACCUUUACACUGUGAUAUGUACCCAUGAGUGAUAAACAUAUAUAUUUUUUUUA
Schistocerca piceifrons (Central American locust) is the source of this 2491-nucleotide messenger RNA. Its product is annotated as CAD protein-like. Bases 5 to 2401 code for a protein of 798 amino acids. The record is from RefSeq and is a predicted model, not a curated record. Gene Ontology annotation, molecular function: hydrolase activity, acting on carbon-nitrogen (but not peptide) bonds, in cyclic amides; amino acid binding; aspartate carbamoyltransferase activity. NCBI's taxonomy places the organism in Eukaryota, Metazoa, Arthropoda, Insecta, Orthoptera, Acrididae. The transcript is spliced from 13 exons. Gene Ontology annotation, biological process: amino acid metabolic process; 'de novo' pyrimidine nucleobase biosynthetic process.